Bombus huntii is the source of this 2739-nucleotide messenger RNA. RefSeq lists its product as uncharacterized. The record is from RefSeq and is a predicted model, not a curated record. The transcript is spliced from 2 exons. Lineage: Eukaryota; Metazoa; Arthropoda; Insecta; Hymenoptera; Apidae.
AUGUAGCCGCCACUGCUUCAUCAGUUCCAAAUACACGCGAGAAGACCAAGAGUCAAGCGUACAGGUUUAAGGUCGACCGUCAUCAUGAAGAUUCUCGUGAUACACAUUCCUAUGGUUCUCCUCAUAAUUGGUUUUUGCUCGUCGAACGUCGCUGGGAAGUCUCUACCUUCCGACGCGGAUGAUGAUCGAGAAUACAAGUCUACCACUAGCUCCCCCCUAGACGAUACCGACGAUGAUGCCGUUUCGAAGAAAUCUGAUUCAAAGGAUGAAGAGGAUCGGUCGGACGACUUACCGAUUUUACCACCAAUAAUACUACUAGAUUUCGGCAACGAUACAGAGGAUGAAAAUGUCACUUCCGAGGAGAAAUCGAAGCGUACGGUGAACAGCGGUCUCGGUUAUGGUCUCAACACGAACACCAUCCAAAUGAGAAGAUACAAUUACUAUUUUCCAGCCGGAAAAUCAGGAACCACGGUGAGCAUCGAGGAAUCGAUUAGCCCUUUCCUACCAAAGACGAUAAUCGAAAGGGUACAGCCAAGUAAUCAAAGAGGACAUUUUGGUACGCAACAGAACUCUUUCGCUACAUCAUUCUCCGAGAUUAAUGGCCAGAGUCAAGCGAAUCUCCGAUAUUUGAAUUUUCAUCGGUCCACGAAACCUGAGUCCGUGUUCGGAUUACGAACGAAGCCGCAAAAAGCCGCAGCAAGUUCUAGUUCCGAAUCGUAUCGAAACUUCUUUACAACAUCGAAACCUCCAGUCAGCUCAUUCGCAAUUCAAAAUUCCGGAUACAGGAAUAAUAAUUUGCCAACUACGACACAAUCACCUUUGCCUGUUGGCGUCACGGAGACAUUCAAAUAUGUAACUCCUGGUGCUGCGAACUUUGCGAGUUCACAGAGCGAUUCGUUCAACUAUGUUACCGCAAGUCCUUUCUCCCAUAACGGGAACGCGCAAACUUACACAAGCCAGAAACAGAAUAUUCAAUCCAAUAUCAAUUCCCAUAGCUUCGGUUCUGUUUCUCAAAAUAUCGACUCCUCUACGAUCGCUCCACUGAACUACGAUCCUCAUUUUCCAAGGGUUGGUUCGCCACACUCAAACAGUCCCAAGUACAUCGUGGAAAAUGGAAUCCGCUACGAGAACAAAGUCUUUUGGAAAUAUCCGGACGGCAGGGUCUCCGACGUUCCGCCUUCUACUUACGUUGAAUAUUCGCACCCGUUGGCGCAGCAACCCACAAAAACUCAGGAGCCUUAUUCGAUUUAUGAAAAUAGCUCUACGGAAAAUAAUAUUUUAUCUCAGGGGCCGGUGCAAUUUCCUACAAUAUCCGAGCAAACCGGACGAGAGCCAAAUCCAUUCGUUUCUGCGGAAUCCUUGUCGGCGAGUUUGCCACUGCAACAAGUGUAUCGACUCGGCUAUCAGAAUUUAGUGAGCCAGAGGCAAAAUGUAAACCUGGCGCAACAGCGCCAACCCAACGGCAACCUAGCAGCCUCCUAUUCUUUUCCCCCCGUUUCGUCAACUUCACCGGAGAAGACGAAGCCUAGCUUGACCAGACCCAAUAUCAAUCAUAGUUCACGUAAUCAGCAAACUUUGUCAAGAUACAUGGUGAAUAGCCCGAAUCCGGAAUAUACGACGGAACCGACUACUAAUGGCACAACACCUGUCAACUCUUUCUUCAGUUCGUCCACCGCACAUUCUUCUCGAACUACACCCAAGUACGAUCCAAAAAUACAGAACUAUCUGGAUACGAUACUUGCAGAAAAUAGGGAAUCGCAGAAACAAAGUUUCAGCAACAACGAUUUAAACGAUUAUUCUAACCUACAGUACUCGGAUUUAUUGAACUACAAUCCGUCCAUCUCUGAAUAUGUUAGAAAUCCUUCGUCUAUUUUGAACGUUCGUCCGACUUUCGUGCAAGCUGGAAACUCUCUGAUACCGGUCAUUAUACUCAGAGUCGAUGGUGCUUCUCCUAUUCAGACUAAAGACACGCAGAAUAUCAAUCUGAAGGCUCUGCUUCAACAAUACUUGCUUCAGUAUGCUAAGAGCAUUCAACAAUUGGCACAACCAUCAACGUACAAUCUCGGGUCUGAAUCCUUUUCCAAACAUUCGACGAUUGGGACUAAUAAGAGCCCCGUUCUAGAUCUGAUUCGGUUGACGCAAGACGAUGCACGAUCACCGACUUACAGUUCAAGUUCGUACGUUGGGAAAUCGAGUUACGAAGCUAGCAAUUUAGACGAUUCGAAUAGUCGUUACGUCCAAGGGUCAAGCGGUCGGCAGAAAACUAAAAGCGUUCAAAUUUUAGAGGAUCCAAGAUAUACCAAUUACAAGGUCAACAACUAGUGGCCCAUAGAAAAAGGAAAGAGGGCAAUCAAGGCUCAGGCGAAAGCGACGCGUCUGGCACAUCUACUAUUAUUUUGUAAGACGCUUUGUGCCAUUGAACUUGAAGGGAAUACGAUUUAUUAAAGACAGUGAUUCGGUAGUAUUUAAUAAGGGAUUGUGCAAUAAAGUUUGGCGACCUACUGUACCUACUGCGGUUGCUGCUUCUUCGAGAGUUGCGGAGUAAUUUCUGAACGUUUGAAAUUUUCGAAGAAUUAGUCGUGCUCAAAGUGGAUCAACGCUUUGAAAUUUAACCUAUGAAUAACCAAAUUUUUUACUUCAAGAAGGUACCUUAUAAACUUAGUUCUUAAGGAUCUGGUAUAAAGCGUACAUUUACGCCUCUGUAUACAUAUCUAUCUAAUUAAAUAAAAUUCGUACUUA